This is a messenger RNA of Neurospora crassa OR74A, 4388 nucleotides long. Its product is annotated as rho GTPase activator. The transcript has 3 exons. Gene Ontology annotation, cellular component: cytoplasm. Gene Ontology annotation, biological process: regulation of GTPase activity; signal transduction. The coding region runs from base 1442 to 3652 and encodes 736 amino acids. The record is from RefSeq and is a predicted model, not a curated record. NCBI's taxonomy places the organism in Eukaryota, Fungi, Ascomycota, Sordariomycetes, Sordariales, Sordariaceae.
AUGGAACCUGACUCCAUAACCGACCGACUCCCCCCUCCCAUCCCGUCAGUCAACGUCGGUUUCGUAGUAUCAAUCCUGCCCAAAAUCGACCAAACACGUCCGACCACCUCCCCUCCCCUCCCACACACAUCGUGCUGCUGCUGCUGCUGCUGCUUGCUGCUGUUGCUGUUGCUGUUGCUGUUGCUGUUGCUUCUGCUGCUGCAGGAACGGACCCAUUCUCCGACCAGGUUGACAUCCCGUCGUCCAGUUUUGCUCUGAAACCUCCGAACAGGAACUUGACCCCUUGGCAUUUCCAACACUAUACUACACUACACUACACUACACUACACUACACUACAACACGACGGCGGCGGCGACUCUGCCUCUCCAACGGAACCUACCUAGGUCUACUCACUCACUCACCAAAUCGCAACCGGGCUGCCCGCUGGCGGUGCGGUCUCCCCGACCAGGACAGACGACAGGACCGACACACAUACGAUAAACCGGGCAUCUCCAUCAAUUCUGACUGAAUAGUGAUCGCGGCGCAUCCCGGCCAGACCCUUCGACCUCCCGAUUCCCCCCUCCAGGACCAUCCCGUCAUUGAGGCGAGAGAGAGCGCACGUCCACGAUCCCUUUGUUCCCUCUUCGUACGUAGCCGGGCUGUUUCCACAUUUCGCGCGGAACCGCAUAGGUACAUACAUAGUCAAGCUCGAGUAUCUCUCCGACCCCUUACAUGCCAUCGCCUCGUCAUCAUCAUCAUCAUCAUCACCAUCAGGAAGUACUGCGACCAACUACUCCGGGUCACCUCUAGGUGAAUGUCGCCGAGUUGCAAAAAUCAAUUGGUUCGCACAAGGUCAGCCAGCGCCGCCCGCCCGUCACAUCAUACAUACAUACAUACAUACAUACAUAGCAGCAUACCCGUUGCCCGGCUUUUGCGCAUCCUUCCUCCGAUCCUCCUCUGCCUGGCCUCCACAACAUCCACCACACAUCUCCAUCACAUCUUCAGCCCAGCCCCAGCCUACUUGUACCAUCCUGGUCCAUAUCUGUCAGCUCUGCUGGAUCCCCAUCCCAUCAUUCUCUCUCGGCUCCGUCGCCCCCCCGGGUUGUGUGCAGCCUGCGCCAUCCCUACCUGACACUUUCAUGUUACCUCGACGACGGUUGUGCCUCGCUGGGUCGCUGCCUCCAUUGUCGCAGUCGGCCACUUUCGUCUAUUUUAACCUCCCUGCAACUGCACAGAAAAUCCUGACAUUCGACGUGAUACCGCAGCGGACAAGACCGACUUGCUGACCUGGAAACUGACUGCGCCAGACAACAAACGAAUCGGGAUUCCGUUCGACAAAGCAUCCAUUAGUCUAUCCUUGAAACACAGGCGCCACACCUGACAACCGAUUUCGAUCCGAUCUUUUCUCGUCGGUCGCUAUUGUCCGCGCCUGGACCUGGAAUAAGAAGUGAGCGAAAAGAGAUGGCCCGAAAAGGCGUACCGCAACCGCUUACGCUGGCAGAAUCCGGAACUCUUGGAAAGGAAACCUCUCCGCGCCUUGGUGACACCACCCAACAACAACAACAACACCACCACCAACAAACCCCCAGCAGCAGCGCCGUCAGUGCCACCGGUAGCGGUGGUGGUAGUUUGGCCAGCGGCCGCUCGACUCCGCAGGCCUCGCGAUCGCCGAGGUCCCCACGUUCCCCUUUCAAGAUCGGCCCUCAAAAGGUAGAAUCCCCCGGGGAGCCACCGAGAACCUCGUCACCCCCAACCGAGCAACCCGUCGAAGCCGUCGCCAUUUCCCAAGACCAACGGUAUCAAAGGCAGAAAUCCCCAGACCUCCCGCCCGAGGACCAUUCACGCGUCACCACCUCCACGCCGGUACCGUCGCAAUCGUCCGAUCAUCGGGGCCACAAACAUAGCCGAAACGACGAGGACAAGUCAUCCAAAUCGAGUUUCUUUUUCAGCUUUGGAAAAUCGAGCAGGUUGUCAGAACGCGCAAUUUCUCCUCAGCUCUUGGAACCACAAACAGAAGGUAUGUCGAGGGAGACCGAACCAUCCAUCCAUUCAGGGUCAAAUGCCAAUCACAAGCUUCUAGAUCCGUCAUAUAACGAAUACCCAUCGCAAAGGAAGAGCCCAACGCUGCCCGGCAAGUCUGAAGUAUCUCUAAUCUCAUCCACCGAAUACGAAACAGCAAACAAUAACCGAAGGAGCAAACCCAAUCCAUUUACCCUGAUAGGUCGCACAAGAUCGCACAAGGAGAAGGAGAAGGAAAAUCAUCAAUAUUUUCGAGAACCCGUGUACGCGCCCGCGAGAGCUGGCGAGCCCGACAAGGUGUACGCGACAUCAGCACCGAGAACUGCACCAAUACAAUCACAAGAGCACACAUUUCGCGACAUGAUGGUGUCCGGACCAAGAGGCCAUUCGGCGGAGAGGGCGGGAGGAAGCAAGCACUUUGACGGCAUAAACAGGAAUCAGUCCCUGUCGCUCAAGGAGGCAGGCGGAUCGCUGUUUAACGGACUAAAAGAAAGUAGGGCCGCCGGCUUUCUCAGCAAGAAGUUAUUUGGAGGUUCAAAGGAAGACAAGUUCGCACCAAAGGAACCGGUAAUAGACGACGAGCAUUACGUUCUCAAGGUGAUCAACCUACCGCUCGUUGAGCAGACGCGGUUAACUCGAAUAUCGAAAAGGCUGGAGGAUUCACGCGACAAGACAGAGUUUUGGAUGCCGGCAUUUCCCUGGAGAGCGAUCGACUAUCUCAACUACAAGGGCAGCGAUGUUGAAGGGUUAUAUCGAGUUCCUGGCAGUGGACCGCAAAUCAAAAAGUGGCAGCGGAAAUUUGACGAAGAGCUCGAUGUGGACCUUUUCGAACAACCAGAUUUGUACGACAUCAACAUUAUCGGCUCAAUGUUAAAGGCAUGGCUCCGCGAACUACCCGACGAACUAUUCCCCAAAGCAGCCCAGGAAAGAGUGGCCAAGGAAUGCGCGGGGGCAGAGAAAGUGCCCGAGUUACUUAGAGAAGAGCUCUCCAACCUUUCGCCCUUCAAGUACUACCUACUCUUCGCCAUUACAUGUCACCUCAGCCUGCUGCUCGCCCACUCGGAUAAGAACAAGAUGGAUUUCCGGAAUCUCUGCAUUUGCUUCCAGCCAUGCAUGAAGAUCGAUGCCUUUUGUUUCAAGUUUCUGGUAUGCGACUGGAGGGACUGCUGGAAGGGAUGCAAGAACGAAGCCAAGUACAUCGAGGAGGAGUAUGCGCUAUUCGACCAACCGCCACCCAGGAGCUACAGGAGUAAACGGGAGACGGAGUUGAGAGAAAGGGAGGAAAAAGAGGACCGGGAAAGGGCAAUACACCGAGAUCGAGAAAGGGAACAAAGAACUCAGUCUCAGAUUCAGGCGUCUUAUCAACAACAGGGGGGUCAGGUCAUUCCUCCAGCCCACCGCAACGGAAAUGCGCAACAGUCGCCAGCACCACCACAGCAGGUUCAGCGACUAAGGAAAAAGAACACGGCGCAAGAAACAACACAAACAGCGGUGGUCGACACGGGCUCAACAGUAUCGACGACCAUCACGCUGGUCAGUGAUCGAGACACGUCACAUGGGCGAGGAACAAAUCAUCCGAAUCAGAGACAACUACAACCGGGUGAGCUACCGGCUCUUUCGCCCAUAAAACCACUGUCGCCGAUGGGGUUUUAGAGGGCUAUGCUGUUUGAACAAUCUGGUCUUUCUUCGCUUCCUCCUUUCAUUUAUAAGGGUUGUCGACCUUUUUGCAGUGGGGAGGGUUUCGCGAGUGGUUCAUUAGUCCAAUAAGUCGGUUGAGGGCACGGUCACAGUCUCUUGUGGACAAAGACAAAGAGGGGACGGGAAAUAGCACCGAACUCACACAGCUCGCAGUUGUACUGAGACCACUCAAGCUCAAACACAGAGUCAACACUCACACACACAAAUCACAACUUUGAACACACACACACACAUACACACACAAGACACGACUUUUAUGCUGUGGACGAACUUCUCCUUUUCUUUUCUUAUCUCUCGUUCACUCUACCAAGAACAACAACGUUAUAGCUAUUACCUAUCAUAUCAAACCAUGUUUACCACUCACACACUACCAACAGACACACAGCAAGUUUCCACAAGAAUAUUUCCUUUUUUUUUUUUACAAGUCAAGUUGAGUCGAAGUCGUCGAGGUCAAGAAGAAGAAGAAGAAGAGGAAGAAGUCGAAGAAGAAGAACAAGUCAAUGCAAUGCGAUCGUUAUCUACGGAUCUUUUUUCCUUUUUAUCUCUUUGUUUCUUUUUCGUUUUCCUUUUUUGUCUGUAAACUUGGUUGCUGGCUUGUUUGUUUUUUCUGCGUUUUGAAAUACCCCCUUUCGCGCGUACAGUUGUCGUUUAGUUGAAAAUCAUCAUCAUCAUCAUCAUCAUCAUCAUUAUU